ACAGCACCAGCAGCCAUGGCCGACUCAGCAGCAAACGGCACCCCGAACGGCAACGGCCGGACGGUGCCUGUUGCCAACGGCAGCGCCUCGUAUGCCGAGAAGCACAACAUCGCAGACCACUUCAUUGGCGGCAACCGGUUGGAGAAUGCCCCCGCCAGCAAGGUCAAGGACUUUGUGGCCGAGCACGACGGUCACACGGUCAUUACAAAUGUCCUCAUUGCCAACAACGGUAUCGCCGCCGUCAAGGAGAUUCGAUCGGUCCGGAAAUGGGCCUACGAGACGUUUGGCGACGAGAGGGCCAUCCACUUCACCGUCAUGGCCACGCCCGAAGAUUUACAGGCCAACGCCGACUACAUCCGAAUGGCGGACCACUACGUCGAGGUGCCCGGCGGCACGAACAACCACAACUAUGCCAACGUCGAGCUGAUUGUCGACAUUGCCGAGCGCAUGGACGUCCACGCCGUCUGGGCCGGAUGGGGCCACGCCUCCGAAAACCCCAAGCUCCCCGAGUCCCUCGCCGCUUCACCCAAGAAGAUCGUCUUCAUCGGUCCUCCCGGUUCCGCCAUGCGAUCACUUGGUGACAAAAUCUCCUCCACAAUCGUCGCCCAGCACGCCAAGGUGCCCUGCAUUCCCUGGUCUGGAACGGGCGUCGACAGCGUCGAGAUCGAUGACAAGGGCAUCGUCACCGUCGCCGACGACGUCUACGCCAAGGGCUGCGUCUCCUCAUGGCAGGAGGGCUUGGAGAAGGCAAAGGAGAUUGGCUUCCCCGUCAUGGUCAAGGCCUCCGAGGGUGGUGGUGGCAAGGGUAUCCGAAAGGUCACCAACGAGGACGAGUUCGAGGCCCUGUACAAGGCCGCCGCCAGCGAGAUUCCCGGCUCGCCCAUCUUCAUCAUGAAGCUGGCUGGAAACGCCAGGCAUCUGGAGGUCCAGCUGCUCGCUGAUCAGUACGGCAACAACAUCUCCCUGUUCGGCCGUGACUGUUCCGUCCAGCGUCGCCACCAGAAGAUUAUCGAGGAGGCCCCCGUCACCAUCGCCAAGCCCGAUACCUUCAAGGCCAUGGAGGAGGCCGCCGUCCGACUGGGCCAGCUGGUCGGCUACGUCUCCGCCGGUACCGUCGAGUACCUGUACUCGCACGCCGACGACAAGUUCUACUUCCUCGAGUUGAACCCCCGUCUCCAGGUCGAGCAUCCCACCACCGAAAUGGUUAGCGGCGUCAACCUGCCGGCCGCCCAGCUCCAGAUUGCCAUGGGUAUUCCCCUGCACCGAAUUCGCGACAUUCGCCUGCUCUACGGCGUGGAUCCCCGGACGUCGAACCCCAUCGACUUCGACUUCAAGCUGGAGGGCACCGCCGGCUCCCAGCGCCGACCCCAGCCCAAGGGCCACUGCACCGCCUGCCGUAUCACCUCCGAGGACCCCGGUGAGGGCUUCAAGCCGUCCAACGGUGUCAUGCACGAGCUCAACUUCCGAAGUAGCUCAAACGCAUGGGGCUACUUCUCCGUCGGUACCCAGGGUGGUAUUCACAGCUUCUCCGACAGUCAGUUCGGUCACAUUUUCGCCUACGGCGAGAACCGACAGGCCUCGCGGAAACACAUGGUCAUUGCUCUCAAGGAGCUCAGCAUUCGUGGUGACUUCAGGACCACGGUCGAGUAUCUCAUCAAGCUGCUCGAGACCGAGGCCUUUGAGGAGAACACAAUCUCCACCGGCUGGCUGGACGAGCUCAUCUCCAAGCGCCUGACUGCUGAGCGUCCCGACACCAUGCUGGCUGUUGUGUGCGGUGCCAUCACCAAGGCACACAUCAAGAGCGAGGCUCUCUUGGCCGAGUACCGCGCCGGUCUGGAGAAGGGCCAGGUGCCCUCCAAGGAGAUCCUCAAGACCGUCUUCACCAUCGACUUCAUCUACGAGGGUUUCCGAUACAAGUUCACCGCCACCCGCGCCAGUCUCGACACCUACCACCUCUUCAUCAACGGCUCCAAGUGCUCUGUCGGCGUCCGUGCCCUCAGCGACGGUGGUCUGCUCAUCCUUCUCGACGGUCACAGCCACAACGUCUACUGGAAGGAGGAGGUUGGCGCUACUCGUCUCUCCGUCGACAGCAAGACAUGCUUGCUCGAGCAGGAGAACGAUCCCACCCAACUGCGAACACCCAGUCCCGGUAAGCUCGUCAAGUACUCCGUCGAGAACGGUUCCCACAUCAAGGCUGGCCAGACCUUUGCCGAGGUCGAGGUCAUGAAGAUGUACAUGCCCCUCGUCGCGCAGGAAGACGGUAUCGUCCAGCUCAUCAAGCAGCCCGGAGCUACCCUCGAGGCCGGUGACAUUCUCGGUAUCCUUGCUCUGGACGACCCCAGCCGCGUCAAGCAGGCCCAGGCCUUCGUUGGCCAGCUUCCUGCCUAUGGCGACCCGGUGGUUGUCGGCACCAAGCCCGCUCAGCGCUUCGCCCUCUACCACAAUGUGCUGGUCAACAUCCUCAACGGCUUCGACAACUCGGUCAUCAUGGCCGACACCCUCAAGAAGCUCAUUGAGGUGCUCCGCGACCCCGAGCUGCCCUACAGCGAAUGGAACGCUCAGUUCGCGGCACUGCACGCCCGCAUGCCCCAGAAGCUCGACAGCCAGUUCACCCAGAUUGUGGACCGAGCCAGAGGCCGCAACGGUGAAUUCCCCGCCAGGGCCCUUAGCAAGGCGUUCAGCAAGUUCCUCGAGGAGAAUGUGGAGCCGAGCGAUGCUGCCAUGCUCAAGACCACCCUCGCGCCCCUCACUCAGGUGCUUGACAAUUACGCCGAGGGCCAAAAGGUUCGGGAGCUCAACGUCAUCAACGGCCUCCUCGAGGCCUACUGGGAGGUCGAGAAGCUGUUCCAGAGCCGAGCCCAGGAAGAUAGCGUCAUCCUGAAGCUCCGAGACCAGAACAAGGAUUCUCUGGCCAAGGUUGUGCAGAUCGUGCUCUCGCACAGCCGUGUCAGCUCCAAGAACUCCCUCAUCCUGGCUAUCCUUGACGAGUACCGCCCCAACAAGCCCAACGUUGGAAACAUCAACAAGUACCUGCGUGAAUCGCUGCGAAAGUUGACCGAGCUGUCUUCCCGCGCCACCUCCAAGGUCUCGCUCAAGGCGCGUGAGAUUAUGAUCCAGUGUUCUCUACCUUCCCUCGAGGAGCGCACGUCCCAGAUGGAGCACAUCCUGCGAUCAUCUGUUGUCGAGUCCCGCUACGGCGAGAGCGGCUGGGACCACCGUGAGCCCAGCCUCGACGUGAUCAAGGAGGUCGUCGACUCCAAGUACACCGUCUUCGAUGUGCUGACCUCCUUCUUCGCGCACGAUGAUCCCUGGGUCUCAUUGGCCGCCCUCGAGGUCUACGUCCGUCGUGCUUACCGUGCUUACGUUCUCCAGCAGAUUGAGUACCACAACGACGAGUCUGAUAACCCGCUCUACCUCUCCUGGGACUUCCGGCUGCGAAAGAUUGGACACACCGAGUUCGGUGUCCCCAUUGAGUCUGCCGCUCCUUCUACCCCCGGCACCCCGAUCGAGUCUGAGCCCAACGUCAAGCGUAUCAACUCCAUCAGCGACAUGUCUUACCUCACCAGCAAGUGGGACAAAGGCCCGUCCCGCAAGGGUAUCAUUGUCCCCGUCAAGUACAUUGACGAUGCCGAGGACAUGCUCCAGAAGGCCUUGGAGACGUUGACGUUCUACAACCAGCAGAGGAGGCAGAGCAACACUUCUGGUCUCCUGGCCGAUCUGAGUGGCAAGCGAAAGCCCUUCGCCGCUCUCCGAAAGGAAUUCCAGAGCCGCAACAACGGUGAUGAGCUGUCUGCCGUCAUCAACGUGGCUGUUCGGGAUGCCGAGAGCAGGGACGAUGCCGAAAUUCUCUCACGCAUCCUCCCCAUUGUCCAGCAGCUCAAGAGCGAGCUCCUGGUCCGUGGUGUUCGCCGCCUGACCUUCAUCUGUGGCCAUAGCGACUGCUCUUACCCCGGCUACUACACGUUCCGAGGCCCCGACUACGAGGAAGACGACAGCAUCCGUCACAGCGAGCCUGCCUUGUCCUUCCAGCUGGAGCUCGCCCGCCUUGCCAACUUCCGCAUCAAGCCCAUGUUCACCGAAAACAAGAACAUCCACGUGUACGAGGCUGUUGGCAAGACUGUCGAGUCUGACAAGCGCUACUUCACGCGUGCCGUGAUCCGACCCGGCCGCCUCCGCGACGAGAUCCCCACUGCCGAGUACCUCAUCUCAGAGGCUGACCGAGUCAUCAACGACAUCUUCGACGCCCUCGAGAUUAUCGGCAACAACAACUCUGAUCUCAACCACAUCUUCAUGAACUUCACUCCCGUCUUCCAGCUGGACCCUGCUACUGUCGAGCAGUCCCUGCAAGGCUUCCUGGAUCGCUUCGGCGCCCGUGCCUGGCGACUGCGUGUUGCUCAGGUGGAGAUCCGCAUCGUUUGCACCGAUCCCAAGUCGGGCAUCCCGUACCCUCUCCGUGUCACCAUCACCAACACGUCCGGCUACGUCGUCGACGUCGACCUGUACGCCGAGCGCAAGUCCGACAAGGGUGACUGGGUCUUCCACAGCAUUGGCGGAACCAAGGACAAGGGCCCUCUGCACCUGCUGCCCGUCUCCACGCCUUAUGCUACCAAGAACUGGCUCCAGCCCAAGCGUUACAAGGCCCACCUGAUGGGCACGCAGUACGUCUAUGACUUCCCCGAGCUGUUCCGCCAGGCCAUCCAGAACAGCUGGGUCAAGGCUGUCAAGAAGCAGCCUGCUCUGGCGUCGCAGCAGCCCAAGGUCGGUGAUUGUAUUACCUUUACCGAGCUGGUGCUCGACGACAAGGACAACCUCGACGAGGUCAACCGCGAGCCCGGCACCAACACCUGCGGCAUGGUUGGAUGGAUCAUCAAGGCCAGGACCCCGGAGUACCCUGCCGGCCGCCGCUUCAUCAUUGUUGCCAACGACAUCACCUACAACAUUGGAUCCUUUGGCCCUAAGGAAGAUGAUUUCUUCUACAAGUGCACGCAGCUGGCUCGCAAGCUCGGCAUUCCUCGCAUCUACCUGUCUGCCAACUCUGGUGCCCGCUUGGGUCUCGCCAACGAGCUGAUGCCUCACUUCAAGGUCGCCUGGAACGAUGCUUCCAAGCCCGAGGCUGGCUUCCGCUACCUCUACCUGGAUGAGAAGACCAAGGAGCUCUUCAAGGACGAUGUCAUUACCGAGGAAGUGGUUGAGGAUGGCGAGAAGCGAUACAAGAUUGUCACCAUUAUCGGACGGGAAGAUGGUCUCGGUGUCGAGUGCUUGAGGGGAUCCGGUCUCAUUGCCGGUGCCACCAGCCAGGCCUACAACGACAUCUUUACCAUUACCCUGGUCACCUGCAGAUCAGUCGGUAUCGGUGCCUACCUGGUCCGUCUCGGCCAGCGUGCUGUCCAGAUCGAAGGCCAGCCCAUUAUCCUGACUGGUGCCCCCGCCAUCAACAACCUGCUCGGUCGUGAGGUGUACUCCUCUAACCUGCAACUCGGUGGCACUCAGAUCAUGUACCGCAACGGUGUCUCACACAUGACUGCUAACGAUGACUUUGAGGGCGUCUCCAAGAUUGUUGAGUGGAUGGCGUUUGUGCCCGAGAAGCGCGGCGGCCCCGUCCCCGUCAGCCCUAGCCUUGACGGUUGGGACCGCGACAUCACCUACUGCCCGCCCCAGAGGCAGCCCUACGAUGUGCGGUGGAUGAUUGCCGGUAAGCAGGACGACGACGGUUCUUUCCAGACCGGUCUGUUCGACAAGGACUCGUUCGUCGAGGCCCUUGGCGGCUGGGCCCGAACUGUCGUGGUCGGUCGCGCUCGUCUUGGCGGAAUUCCCAUGGGUGUCAUCGCCGUCGAGACUCGCAGCGUUGAGAACAUCACGCCUGCCGAUCCCGCCAACCCGGACUCUAUCGAGCAGAUUACCAACGAGGCUGGUGGUGUCUGGUACCCCAACUCUGCGUUCAAGACUGCCCAGGCCAUCAACGACUUCAACAACGGCGAACAGCUUCCUCUCAUGAUCCUGGCCAACUGGCGUGGUUUCUCCGGCGGUCAGCGCGACAUGUACAACGAGGUACUCAAGUACGGUUCGUUCAUUGUUGACGCCUUGGUCAAGUACGAGCAGCCCAUCUUUGUGUACAUUCCUCCCUUUGGCGAGCUUCGUGGUGGUUCUUGGGUCGUCGUCGAUCCUAGCAUCAACCCUACUGCCAUGGAGAUGUACGCCGACACGGAGGCUCGCGGUGGUGUCCUUGAGCCCGAUGGCAUGAUUGGUAUCAAGUACCGCAAGGACAAGCAGCUGGAGACCAUGGCCCGUCUGGAUCCCACGUACGCCGAGCUCAAGAAGAAGCUUCAGGACAAGACUUUGUCUGCUGAGGAUAUGGAGAAGGUCAAGCAGCAGCUUUCGAUCCGCGAGAAGCAGCUGCUGCCCAUCUACUCGCAGAUUGCUGUGCAGUUUGCCGAUCUCCACGACCGAGCCGGCCGCAUGAAGGCCAAGGGGGUCAUUCGCGACUCCCUGGACUGGGUCAACGCUCGCCGAUACUUCUACUGGCGCCUGCGCAGACGUCUCAACGAGGAGUACAUCCUGAAGCGCAUGAACCCCAGCUUCCUGCCUCCUCCCGCGCUGAACACCGCCAAGGCUAAGGAGGCUCGCGCCCAGGGCCUGAAGCUGCUGGAGAGCUGGUCUGGCAUUGCCGGCUGGGACCGCAAGGACCAGCAGGUUGCCGAGUGGUACGAGAAGGAGGCUCAGUCGAUUGGCCAAAAGGUGGAGGCCCUCAAGGCUGAUAAGCUGGCUGCAGAGGUGUCCGAGGUUGUUCGCAGCAACGAGAAGGCUGGCUGGAAGGGUAUCCGCGAGAUUUUGCGCGUGAUGCCUGUGGAGGAGCGGGACGCUGUUCUCAAGUAUCUCAAGGAGUAAAUGCAAGGGUAUACAUCUAAUAAAGGAUAGAGGGAAGAGGGGGACUUGAUUUGGGAGCGGGUGUACGGUUAUGGUUCAUGGUUUAAUGAAUUUUAUUACAAUGUUUCUUA
Trichoderma reesei QM6a is the source of this 6995-nucleotide messenger RNA. RefSeq names its product acetyl-CoA carboxylase. Gene Ontology annotation, molecular function: ATP binding; metal ion binding; acetyl-CoA carboxylase activity. Gene Ontology annotation, biological process: fatty acid biosynthetic process. Bases 16 to 6885 code for a protein of 2289 amino acids. The transcript has 4 exons. NCBI's taxonomy places the organism in Eukaryota, Fungi, Ascomycota, Sordariomycetes, Hypocreales, Hypocreaceae. The record is from RefSeq and is a predicted model, not a curated record.